Molecule: messenger RNA, 816 nt
Organism: Camellia sinensis
Lineage: Eukaryota; Viridiplantae; Streptophyta; Magnoliopsida; Ericales; Theaceae
Source: RefSeq, a predicted model, not a curated record
AUGGUACAGUGGAAUAGGCCUACUAGUGUCACUGAAAUUUGUAGCUUCUUGGGUUUAGUAGGUUAUUAUAGAAGGUUUGUUGAGAGAUUUUCCCAAAUUUCUAUGCCUUUGACUUGUUUAACACAAAAAUGGGUUAAAUUUGAAUGGUCUGAUGAUUGUGAGAAGAGUUUCCAGGAUCUAAAGAGUCGAUUGGUGUCUACUCCAGUACUUCUAGUUCUAUCCGGAGAUGAAGGUUUUACCAUCUAUAGUAAUGCAUCGAAGAUGGGUUUGGGUUGUGUCCUGAUGCAGAAUGAUAAGUUGGCAAACCUUAGGGUUCAACCCACAUUGAUUAAUAGAAUUAAAGACGCUCAAGGAAGAGAUCCUCAGUUGCAAAAACUUAAGGCUGAAAUGGAAAUAGGGCUACAGAUGGAAUUUUGUAUGCAUAAAAAUGGAACCUUGAGAUUUGGAGGGAGGUUGUGUGUGCCUAAUGAUUUAGAGCUCAAGAGAGAAAUCCUGAGAGAAGCUCACAGUUCAGGGAAAUUGCUCAGUAUGUUGCUCAAUGUUUGUGGACUUCACACUCCUCCUUUGGUAGUCUCAGCUUUGCAAGCUAGACGAUUGUUGAGGAAUGGUUGCGAGGGUUAUUUUGCAUCUGUGAGAGAUAUUCAUGAGACUGGAUUGAAGUUAGAGGAUAUUCUAGUUGUAAAGGGAUUUCCCGAUGUUUUUCCUGACAACUUACCGGGGUUGCCACCAGAUAGAGAGAUUGAGUUUGUCAUCAAAUUGAUACCCGGCACGGGUCCUAUCUCUAGGGCUCCGUAUCGAAUGGCCCAGCAGAGUUAA